Molecule: messenger RNA, 382 nt
Organism: Paramecium sonneborni
Lineage: Eukaryota; Ciliophora; Oligohymenophorea; Peniculida; Parameciidae
Source: the annotation of a GenBank genome assembly
AUGAGCUAGAGGUGAUANAAUAAAUAGUUUAAGUUUUGAUAAUAAACCAAAAAGAAAGGAUUUGUUAGAAGAUAAGAUUUCAUUUCAAAAAGGCAGAUUAUAACGACCUUAACAUUUCACACCUUAAAGAUAGAGAAUCUUGCAGAAUACUAAAUAAAUCAUGGAUACGUAUUUAAAUUCACAAAUAAAUAAUAUUUAAAUAAUGAGGAGUAGAUCUAUUCAAACUCCUCAAAAAGAAAGGAUCAGAACAGUUUCUCAAUAGAUUUCUAGUUCUAAAUAAACUCCAAACUUAUCUAAAUAAUCCUUGCUUCUGGAAAAUUAGAAUAGUAAUUUUCUUAAAUGGAGUAUAACUAAAAAACCUCCUUAAUUUAAAAUUAAAUGA